CUCACACAUCCAUCAAUCAGAUCCUCACCACAACUUGGACUCCUAUUCUACCCGUUCUUUUUUUGCUUCGGAUCGAAAGAGGCUGUUCCUUAUCGGUCAUCAUUUUUUCGUACAUUUUCAAAUCGAACGAAAUCCCAGGUAUACAAUUACUGCGUACACAGUAUAUUUCUACACAUUGAAAGGCGAUUUCCACCUCUGCGGCAAUCUCUAUCCAGACCCCAGCCUAUCUACUAUACAAAGCUCAACUGUACAAAACCGUCGAUAUGACGGCCAAAGCGAUACCUCAGUCAACAGACCCAACAGUCCGCUACCUCUCGACAUCUCAAGCUUACGAUCUUUGGGCCGCAGUGUACGACACAGACGGGAAUUUCCUGCAAGCUCUGGACACAAUUGAAAUGAAAACUCUCAUACCACGCUUACUCAGUCUCCUUGAAGCAUCAUGCCUAUCUCGCCCGUGGAAACUGGUUGACCUAGGAUGCGGGACCGGUCGGAAUACAGCUGCGUUACUCGAGGUCGAUGGUGCCACUGUAGUCGGACUUGAUGUGAGCCCUGGUAUGCUUGAGGUAGCUAAGCGGCGGCUAGAGGACAGUGCUGCCAAAGGCAAGUUGAGUCUCGGGGUGUUUGACAUGAUUGAGCAGGAUUCGGCGUCUGAAAUGGCGUUGAAUGCCGAUGCCAUUGUAUCGACGCUAGUUCUCGAACAUAUCCCUGUCGAGGUCUUCUUCAAGCACGUGGCAAAAAUGCUCAAACCAGGUGGCUAUUUAUUGUUGACCAACAUGCACUCGGAGAUGGGUGGUAUCAGUCAGGCUGGAUUUGUAGAUCCUGAUACCGGAGAAAAGAUUCGACCCACAAGUUAUGCUCACACUGUUGCUGAAGUCGAGGCCGAGGCAGCAAAAAAUGGCUUCGAGACCGUCGGAGGCAACAUGAAGGAGAGAUCCGUAGACCAGUCUCUAGUGCCUCGUCUCGGUGAAAGAUCUGCGAAAUGGUUGGGAGUGAAGGUCUGGUUUGGAGGAAUCUUUUGCAAAAAGAGCUGAUAUGUAACUCUCACUCAUCCAUGGAGUGAACACUUGGUGUCCGGCCGGAGAAGAAGCCACGAACCAAUCGAGCUCGAUGUUGUACAAGAUUCUCAUACUUUUGCAAAGCCGUCUUCAACACCGGCGUGCGCCAAUCGAGGUCAUCAUCUAGGAUGAUCUGGGUAUAUGCAAAUAAACUUGCGUC
This is a messenger RNA of Exophiala oligosperma, 1215 nucleotides long. RefSeq lists its product as uncharacterized. The coding region runs from base 264 to 1031 and encodes 255 amino acids. The transcript has a single exon. The record is from RefSeq and is a predicted model, not a curated record. NCBI's taxonomy places the organism in Eukaryota, Fungi, Ascomycota, Eurotiomycetes, Chaetothyriales, Herpotrichiellaceae.